Messenger RNA from Papaver somniferum (opium poppy), 3680 nucleotides. Its product is annotated as protein CTR9 homolog. Gene Ontology annotation, molecular function: RNA polymerase II complex binding. Lineage: Eukaryota; Viridiplantae; Streptophyta; Magnoliopsida; Ranunculales; Papaveraceae. Gene Ontology annotation, biological process: regulation of DNA-templated transcription. The transcript is spliced from 24 exons. The record is from RefSeq and is a predicted model, not a curated record. Bases 425 to 3373 code for a protein of 982 amino acids. Gene Ontology annotation, cellular component: Cdc73/Paf1 complex.
GUGUACAUUCCAGUUCAAAACUCAGAAGAAGAAGUUAGGGUUACUUUAGAUUCAUUACCAAGAGAUGCUUCUGAUAUCCUUGAUAUCCUUAAAGCUGAACAAGCUCCUCUUGAUCUCUGGCUCAUUAUCGCGAUGGAACUUUGGUGAUGCCCACGUUGUGAAAGUAAGAAAUUUAGUGAACAUACGGAUGGUUAUAGCAAUCUCGGCGGAGAAUAAAAAAUCGGAUUUUUAUACACAUGAUUGAACUGAAGAUUAUUGUUAAUUGAUGUAAUGUAGUUUAACUUAACAUGAAUUGAUUGUAUGUGUUGAUGGGGGCGUGAGAAAUCGUGUAGUCAGGGAAUACUUCAAACAAGGAAAAACCAAACAAUUCCUGGAAAUAUUGGAGGAAGGGGCUGGGCCAGAAAUUGAUGAGUAUUAUGCUGAUAUGAAGGCGGAGCGCAUUGCAAUAUUGAAUGCAUUGGGGGCUUACUAUAGUUACCAAGGAAAAAUUGAGACUAAGCAAAGAGAAAAAGAUGAGCAUUUCGUUAUGGCAACACAGUAUUAUAAUAAAGCUUCGAGGAUUGACAUGCUUGAGCCUUCAACUUGGGUUGGUAAAGGUCAGCUUUUAUUGGCUAAGGGUGAUACAGACCAAGCAUCUUCAACAUUUAAGAUCGCACUGCAAGGAAAUCCUAAGAAUGUGUCUGCCCUGCUUGGACAGGCAUGUGUUGAGUUCAGCCUUAACCGUUACACAGAGUCUUUGGACUUAUAUAAGAGGGCAUUGCAAGUGCAUCCCAAUUGUCCUGCGGCUGUAAGGCUUGGAAUAGGUCUCUGUCGCUACAAACUUGGACAAUUUGAAAAAGCUCGGCAAGCUUUUCAACGUGUUCUUCAGUUAGACCCAGAGAACGUUGAGGCUCUUGUGGCACUUGGAAUCAUGGACCUGCAAGCAAAUGACGGGAGUGGAAUUCGCAGAGGAAUGGAGAAAAUGCAAAGAGCUUUUGAGAUAUACCCCUAUUCUGCAAUGGCUUUAAAUCAUUUGGCAAACCAUUUUUUCUUUACCGGUCAACAUUUUCUGGUCGAGCAAUUGACUGAAACUGCACUUGCUGUAAGCGAUCAUGGUCUGAUGAAGUCACAUUCAUACUACAAUUUGGCAAGAUCGUACCAUAGCAAGGGCGAUUUUGAAAAGGCUGGAUUCUACUAUAUGGCAUCUGUUAAGGAAAGCAGUAGGCCUCAAGAUUUUGUAUUGCCUUAUUAUGGCUUGGGACAAGUCCAACUAAAGUUGGGAGAUUUCAGGAGUUCACUUGCAAACUUUGAAAAGGUUUUGGAGGCCUAUCCUGAUAGUGUUGAAAGCAUGAAAGCUGUUGGGCACAUUUAUGUUCAGCUUGGCCAGACUGACAAAGCAUUGGAAAUCCUGCGAAAGGCGACAAAGGCUGAUCCACGAGAUGCACAGGCGUUUCUGGAGCUGGGUGAAUUGUUAAUUGCAUAUAAUCCAGGAGCUGCGUUAGAUUCCUUCAAGACAGCACGUGGUCUUCUAAAAAAAGGUGGUGAAGAAGUGCCAAUUGAACUGUUCAACAAUAUUGGAGUACUUCAUUUUGAGAAAGGAGAGUUCGAGCUAGCUCAACAGACUUUUAAGGAAGCACUGGGUGAUGGAGUUUGGCGUGAUUUCUUGGAUGGUAAACUACACAGUUCAGUUGCGAUCACUCAUCAGUAUAAUGACAUGAAGAUAUUCCAACAACUUCAAGAAAAAGGUGUUUCUGUGGAAUUGCCAUGGAAUAAAGUCACAACACUGUUUAAUCAGGCUAGACUACUUGAGCAAUUGCAUGAAACUGAAAAGGCAACUAUUUUGUACCGUCUGAUCCUUUAUAAGUAUCCUGAAUAUGCGGAUGCAUCUCUGAGGCUUGCUGCUAUUGCUAAAGCAAGAAAUAAUAUUCCACUAAGCAUAGCAUUGAUUGGAGAUGCUCUCAAGGUGAAUGAGAAGUGUCCCAAUGCUUUGUCGAUGCUUGGGAGCUUAGAGCUUAAAAGUGAUGAUUGGGUCAAGGCAAAGGAUACAUUCCGGGCUGCCAAAGAAGCAACUGAUGGAAAAGAUUCAUAUGCUACUCUCUCCCUGGGAAACUGGAACUACUUUGCUGCUGUGCGUUCUGAGAAAAGAGGUCCUAAAUUGGAAGCGACACAUCUGGAGAAGGCUAAAGAGCUCUACACUAAAGUUUUGGUUCAACGUCCUGCAAAUUUAUAUGCGGCAAAUGGUACUGGAGUGGUCUUAGCAGAAAAGGGCCAGUUUGAUGUUUCAAAAGAUAUUUUUACCCAGGUCCAAGAAGCUGCAAGUGGAAGUAUUUUCGUCCAAAUGCCUGACGUCUGGAUAAAUUUAGCUCAUGUUUAUUUUGCUCAAGGGCAGUUUGCUCAGGCCGUGAAAAUGUAUCAAAAUUGCUUGAGGAAAUUUUACUAUAAUACGGACACUCAAAUUCUUCUCUAUCUGGCCCGCACUCAUUACGAGGCUGAGCAUUGGCAAGACUGUAAAAAGACUUUGUUGAGAGCCAUCCACUUGGCACCAUCAAAUUACACUCUGCGGUUUGAUGCAGGAGUUUCAAUGCAAAAGUUUUCUGCGUCUACUCUACAGAAGACAAAGAGGACGGCUGAUGAGGUACGUGCAACAGUAGCAGAGUUGAAGAAUGCGGUCCGUGUGUUUAGCCAAUUAUCUGCAGCAUCCAGCCUUCAGUUCCAUGGGUUUGAUGAGAAGAAAAUAGAAACCCAUGUUGGAUACUGCAAGCAUUUACUUGAAGCUGCAAAGGUUCAUUGUGAAGCAGCUGAACGUGAAGAGCUCCAGAACCGGCAAAGACUAGAAGUUGCCCGUCAGGUGUCCUUAGCUGAGGAAGCCCGUCGAAAAGCCGAAGAACAACGAAAAUUACAGUUGGAAAAGAGAAAACAAGAAGACGAGUUGAAGCAAGUGAGGCAGCAGGAGGAGCAAUUCAGGCGUGUAAAGGAGCAAUGGAGGAGUAGCGCUCCUAGCAAGCGGAAGGAAAGAGCCAAUGCUGAUGAUGAAGAGGGUGGUGGAGAGAAGAGGAAGAAGAAAGGUGGGAAGAGAAGAAAGCAUGAAAAGAAAUCACAUUAUGAGAUGGAUGAUAAUGAAGCUGACAUGGGGGACGAGCACGAGGAAUAUACAAACGUAAAUACUCGUGAUACCAUGAAUCGAAUGAUGGAUGAUGAGGAUGAUAACGGGGAAGACGUUGCUCAAGAUCUUGCUGCAGCUGGGCUCGAGGACUCUGAUGUCGAAGAUGAAGCGGCUGCAUCUAAAGUAAACAAGCCGAGACAAGCAUGGUCAGAAUCUGACGAUGAUGAAGAGACAACACAGAGGCGGAGAGAAAUUUCAGCAGAUCCCCCGAGUGAUGGAGAAGUGAGAUGACACAUGGGCAUAAGAAAUGUUUCGGUAUCGGCGAUUCAGAUUCCAACAGGAGAAAUAUGGCCCCUGUUGCACUUGACUCAUCUCUAUUUUUGUAAUGCUUUUGUCUAAGCAACACUUAUUUUGUAACUUGGGGUAGCGAGUAUUUAUAACGAAGGUUGUAAUCUUAUAGCGGAUCAUCCGAAAAUGUCAGAAGAAUUUGUAAUAUAUACUUUCUUUUUGUAAAGUUGCGGGCAGAACAGAAGAUUUUGGACUUGGUUUUGUGUUGCAAGAUGUUGAUUAAAUCAAAUCACACUAGCUUUUAAAAGCA